Closterium sp. NIES-65 is the source of this 1029-nucleotide messenger RNA. The record is from the annotation of a GenBank genome assembly. NCBI's taxonomy places the organism in Eukaryota, Viridiplantae, Streptophyta, Zygnematophyceae, Desmidiales, Closteriaceae.
AUGCCACAAAGUCCCAUGUUGGCAAGAGCUCUGACAUCAAACAUGGCACUCCCCAAGGUUUCCCUCCUCGUGCUCCUCGUAACCGCCGCUAGCGUCCUCAGCGCCUCGGGACAGACCGAGCCAUACCUAGUCACCAAGGCCCGUCUGACCCGCGCAGCCGCCGUCAGCGCCACCAACGACUUCGAGAAAGCCAACGCGCUCGUCGCGCAGCGCGCUCAGGAUCUCAACGCCGCCGACAAAGCCCUCGCGGACGUCGCCGCCACGUACAACGACGCGCUACAGCUCGUGAACCGUCUCAAAAACACCCUCGCGCACAAACUCGCGGCCAAGGACAAAACCGCCUCCGUGAUUCCCGGCCUGCAGGAAAGCCUCGACGCCGCAAAGGCCGGCCUUGCUACGAGCACGGCGUCGGGAGCGGAUCCUGCCGAUCUCGCAUCCGCGGUUGCAAAUGCGAAGCAGCGUGCGGACAUGACGGCGCAGCAGGUCGACCGGCAGAAGGAAGCCCUUCUUAGCGUUAACUCGGCCGUCACGAAAUUGACGACAAAGAGUGCCGCUAAUCCUAACAUGACAGCCGCGGAGGCCAGUGUUGCUCAGGCUGCAAUGAACGAUAAGACUGCAAUGGCGACGCUCGCGAAGCAGAUUCUGGACGACAUGGUCGCACAGGCGAAGAGCGCGCAGCAGGCGCUGACGAAGCUCCAGGACGCGGCGAACAGCCCCAGCGCGACGUUGGUGGACAAAUCGGCGGUCGCCGCCGCGCAGGCGGCGCUGGACGCGGUGGUGAGGUCGGACAACGACGCGGCGGCGGCGGGGGCGCAGGCGACGAGCGACGUGAGCGACGCCCAGGCGUCGGUUCCGGCGCGAUCAGCGGCGGUGACGAACGCGAAGAUUGCGCAGAGCAAGGCUCUGGCGGCGAAGGCGAGCGCGGAUAAUGCUGCUGCUGCGAUGAAGAGCAGGAUGGACGCUGCAGUGGCUGUUGCGGAAUCCGCUGAGUCUGCUGCGAAGACUGCUGGUUACUCUUGGACGUGGUAA